GGCGGGGCCUUACUUUGAACCCAGUUGGCGGGAGCGGCGGCAGGGACCGGGGCUCUGGCGGCGGCUGCAGGCUUCAGUCUGGGCUGGCCCGCAAUGGAGUCCUCCGCGGGGAGCGAGAAGGAGAGCGGAAGAGGCGCAGCCACAGGGAAAUGCGUGGAUAGGAUCUCGGUGCCAAGACCUCCCUCCAUCGAGGAGUUCACCAUAGUGAAGCCCAUUAGCCGGGGCGCCUUUGGGAAGGUGUAUCUGGGACAGAAAGGCGGCAAGUUGUAUGCAGUCAAGGUUGUCAAAAAAGCAGACAUGAUCAACAAAAAUAUGACUGAUCAGGUACAAGCUGAGAGGGAUGCACUGGCCCUAAGCAAAAGCCCUUUCAUUGUCCACCUGUACUAUUCACUGCAGUCAGCAAGCAAUGUCUACUUGCUAAUGGAAUAUCUUAUUGGUGGAGAUGUGAAAUCUCUCCUACAUAUAUAUGGUUAUUUUGAUGAAAUGAUGGCUGUGAAAUAUAUUUCUGAAGUGGCACUGGCUCUAGAUUACCUUCAUAGACACGGAAUCAUUCACAGGGAUUUGAAACCAGACAAUAUGCUUAUUUCUAAUGAAGGUCAUAUUAAAUUAACUGAUUUUGGCCUUUCCAAAGUCACUUUGAAUAGAGAUAUCAAUAUGAUGGAUAUCCUUAUAACACCAUCAAUGGCUAAACCUAGGCAAGAUUAUUCAAGGACCCCAGGACAAAUAUUAUCUCUCAUCAGCUCUUUGGGAUUUCACCCACCAGUUGAAGAAGAAAGUCAAGACUCUGCAAAUAUUCUUUCAGCCCAUGUAUCUGAAACAUCACAGCUUUCUCAAGGACAAAUUUGUCCUAUGUCUGUAGAACAAACGGACAGUACUCCUUAUUCUAGCAAACUACUAAAAUCAUGUUUUGAAACAGUUGCCUCCAACCCCAGAAUGCCUGUAAAGUGUCUAACUUCUAAUCUACUCCAGUCUAGGAAAAGGCUGGCUACAUCCAGUGCCAGUAGUCAGUCCUACACUUUCGUAUCCAGCAUGGAAUCUGAAUGCCACAGCAGUCCUACAUGGGAAAAAGAUUGCCAGGAAAAUGACGAUGGAUCGGGCUCUCCAAUGAUGAGUUGGAACACAACUGAAAAGCCUUUAUGUACAAAAUCUACGAAUGACAUCGAGACCAUAAGUUUCAAUAAGAAGAAUCUUGAAUUAGCCCUUUCUCCCAUCCAGAAUAGUAGUGCCAUUCCUGCCAGUGGAAGCUCUUGUGUAAACCUUGCUAAAAAGUGCUUCUCUGGGAAAGAUUCUUGGGAAGCAAGAGAACUGGAUAUAAAUAACACUAAUAUGGCCACUUGCACAAGCCAGUCUGGUUUUCAUCAGUCAAAUCAGGGGACUGUAAAUUCUGCUGGUAUAACUGAAGAGCACCUUGGGAAAAAAAGUGUUAAGAGACAUUUUGAGUUAGUUGACUCCAGUCCUUGUCAGGAAACUAUACUGAAUAAAAAAAAUUGUAUAGAGUAUAAGCAUAAUAAUGUAAUGAGAGAUUGUUACACAAAUCAAAGUACAGGCUUAACAACUGAAAUUCAGGACCUAAAAUUAUCAGUAUAUAGAAGUCAGCAAAAUGACUGUACUUAUAAGGAGAAUAUGGUCGAUUCUUUUAUGGAUAAACAACAAACACCAGAAAAAACAAAUAUCCCAGUGAUAGCAAAAAAUCUUAUGUGCGAACUGGAUGAAGAUUGUGACAAAAAUAACAAGGACAACUCAAGUUCUAGUUUUCUAUGUUCUGAUGAUGAUAGAGCUUCUAAAAGUAUUUGUAUGGACUCUGAUUCAUCUUUUCCUGGAAUUUCUAUAUUGGAAAGUCCAUUAGAAAGGCAGUCCUUAAAUCCAAACAAAAGCAUCAAAGAAUCUUCUUUUGAAGAGUCAAAUAUUGAAGACUUUCUUAGUGUAUCACUCGGCUGCCAAGAAAGUACCUUGCCAAAAAGUGAUGAGAAUCCUGUUGUCCAAGACAGUAACCAAAAAAUGUUAGCUCCUUCUUCAGAGGUGUUGAAAACAUUAACCGUCUCUAAAAGAAAUGCUGUAGCUUUUCGAAGUUUUAACAGCCAUAUUAAUGUAUCCAAUAAUUCAGAACCAUCCAAAAUGAGCAUUAAUUUAGAUGCAAUGGAUAUUUCGUGUGCUUAUAGUGGUUCAUACCCCAUGGCCAUAACCCCAACUCAAAAAGAAAGAUCCUACUUGCCAAAUCAGCAGACCCCAAGUCAGGUCAAGUCAGGAACUCCAUAUCGAACUCCAAAGAGUGUGAGAAGAGGGGCAGCCCCAGUGGAUGAUGGGCGAAUCCUGGGAACCCCAGACUACCUCGCACCUGAGCUGCUAUUAGGCAGGGCCCAUGGUCCUGCGGUAGACUGGUGGGCACUUGGAGUUUGCUUGUUUGAAUUUCUAACAGGAAUUCCCCCUUUCAAUGAUGAAACACCACAACAGGUAUUCCAGAAUAUUCUGAAAAGAGAUAUCCCUUGGCCUGAAGGUGAAGAAAAGUUAUCUGAUGAUGCUCAAAGUGCAGUAGAAAUACUUUUAACUAUUGAUGAUACAAAGAGAGCUGGAAUGAAAGAGUUGAAACAUCAUCCUCUCUUCAGCGAUGUGGACUGGGAAAAUCUACAGCAUCAACCUAUGCCUUUCAUACCCCAACCAGAUGGCGAAACAGAUACAUCGUAUUUUGAAGCCAGAAAUAAUGCUCAGCACUUGACCGUAUCUGGAUUUAGUCUAUAGCACAUAAA
Molecule: messenger RNA, 2744 nt
Organism: Myotis daubentonii (Daubenton's bat)
Lineage: Eukaryota; Metazoa; Chordata; Mammalia; Chiroptera; Vespertilionidae
Gene: MASTL
Product: microtubule associated serine/threonine kinase like
Biological process (GO): peptidyl-serine phosphorylation; intracellular signal transduction
Cellular component (GO): nucleus
Molecular function (GO): ATP binding; protein serine/threonine kinase activity
Source: RefSeq, a predicted model, not a curated record